Molecule: messenger RNA, 3550 nt
Organism: Pisolithus orientalis
Lineage: Eukaryota; Fungi; Basidiomycota; Agaricomycetes; Boletales; Pisolithaceae
Product: P-loop containing nucleoside triphosphate hydrolase protein
Exons: 24
Coding region: 38-3391 (1117 amino acids)
Biological process (GO): double-strand break repair via homologous recombination
Cellular component (GO): site of double-strand break; Smc5-Smc6 complex; nucleus
Molecular function (GO): single-stranded DNA binding; damaged DNA binding
Source: RefSeq, a predicted model, not a curated record
CGUCCCACAGCAACCCCCUUUCGUCGCUCCCUUUACCAUGGCUAAGCGCAGGAGUAGCCUGUUGACAUCCUCUCAGGCAUCAAAGCGCGCCAGAAUACAAGAUAGUGAAGUUCAGCAACUUGGAGGAAAACCAAAGGUCAAUGGUAAAACAAAGGACGAAGGCAAUAGUAGUGACGAGGGAGAGAUAGACAUUCGUGACGUCAAUGAAGAGGGCGAAGAGUUCGAGAAGAGGUUCGAAGAGGAGAACGGUGAUGCCAUUCGGCGGCGUCUCGAGGCAAGGAGUCAAGUCGUUGGGGGAAUUGCGGACCAUGGUAUCAUCGAGUGCAUUGAAAUGGCGAACUUCAUGUGCCAUCCUCGUUUGAGAUUCACUUUUGGACCACAGAUAAACUUCAUCAUUGGUGGCAAGAGCGCUGUAUUAUCCGCAAUCACCAUUGCUCUCGGCGGAAAGACUAUUUCAACUGGUCGUGGAUCUGGACUCAAGUCCUUCAUUCGUGAAGGUCAAAACAAAGCAGAGGUAACCAUCACACUCAAGAACCAAGGCGAGGAGGCAUACAGGCCCAAGGAUUACGGUAAAAGCAUUGUCAUUACGCGAACCUUCACUAGACAGGGUUCGUCGUCCUGGUCAAUUAAGAGUAAGGAUGGAAAGAAAAUAUCAGACAAGAGGGAUGAACUGGCUGCGAUUUGCGACCACAUGAACAUUCAAGUCGACAACCCGUUGAAUGUCCUCACUCAGGAUGCUGCGCGUCAAUUUUUGAGCGCUUCUCAUCCAUCUGACAAAUACAAGUUCUUCCUCCGCGGAACCCAACUGAGCCAGCUUAGCGAAGAAUACGAUUUGUGCCUGGCGCAUGUUAACCAGACUAGGAAGAUCUUGCAUCAGAAGAAACAGGCUCUCCCUGAACUCAGGGCAGCAUUCAAGGAGGCCACCGUGCGCUUUGAAGAAGCUUCGAAAGCACGUGAACAGCGUCAUAAGGCUGACGAGCUCAAGAAAGAGUUGGCAUGGGCACAUGUGGCCGCAAAACAGCAUGAAAUGGAGGCAAAGUUUCAGGAAGUCGCAAGAGCACAGCAGCGUCUGCCAAAGAUUCAAGAGAAAGUUGACGGUGCGGAAGCCCAAUUCAAGGCGGCCUCUGACGAGGUCGAACGACUUGAACGAGAGUUUGCUGAUCUUGGUAAUAUCGACCACCUGAACCAGAAGGCCAAAGAAUUGCAAGAUAAUAUGCGAGUCAACAAAAACUCCUUGAACCAAUUCAAGAAUGAUGAAAGAGACAUGAGCGCUAGUUUGACCGGCCUGAACAAAGCCAUUCAGGAAUAUGACAUUAAAAUCGUUGAAGAGACCCGCCGUAUGGAGACACAUACGCUGGCUAGACGUGAGGAACUCAACCGACGCCUUGAAGAGGCCAAGCAAGCCGUCGCCGCCGCCGAACAGGCUCACGGAAAGGUCUGCGACGAGAAACGUGCCAAGCUAACAGCCACGGAUGACUGCAAGCAAAAAGGGAUGGCUGCACAGAACCAGAUGAAACAAGCCCAGGAGCGCAUCCAGGAAUGCAAUACAAUGAUCAACCGGUGCAAAGACCGCCAGGAUAACGUCCUGGCUCCUUAUGGGAAGGAUAUGAAAAAUAUCCUUGAGCAGAUUAAGCAGAUGAGGUGGCACGGAGACACUCCAGUAGGUCCCUUGGGCUUGCAUGUCCGAUUGAAAGAUCAGACGUGGGCACCGUUGCUACGGUCGCAACUCGGAACUUUGAUGAGCGCCUUUGCAUGUACUGAUCCGAGAGAUCGUCCUCAACUGAAGCGAUUGUUUGACCAGACGAGGAAUCACCAUAUCAAUAUCAUCAUCUCGGAGCGGGAUGAAUUUGACUACAGCUCUGGUGAACCUCCUGCUAACGUGCUCACUGUGUUGCGUGCAUUGGAGAUAUCCGACCCAUAUGUUCUUCGUAUCCUGAUUAACCAGUCGAACAUCGAACGGACCAUCCUUGGACACAACCGGAAGGCCGGUGAUGAUAUCCUCCUGGGGCUGCGCAGUGGGGUAGCCUGGACCGCCGAUUUCAUGCGUGUCACAAGAUACAGCGAGGGUGGUGGUUCAUCGAUCAAGCUGAAUAGAAUUGCGAACGCAGACCCGCGGCAGAUGCUGUUUACCGCAACCGAUAAUGCCACGGAGUUACGUGAUUGGCAAGAGAAGUUAAGGGUCGCAGAAACGACCUAUCAAUCUGCUUCAGCUGAAUGCAAGCGACUGAUGGAAAUGUAUAAUAUGAUCACGCAAGAAAGCAGAACACUCGACAAUCUGCGAAAGUUCAAGGUUGCACAUUCACAACUCCAGGACGAAGCCAACGAGGAGAUGCCCGCUGGCGUUACUCACUUGCAGACAGCCAAAGAAGAGGCAGAAGAAGAGAAGAAAUUGAUUCUUCAGCAGUUCGAGGACCUGGCUCGCCGGAAGACGGCGAUCAACGAGACACAGAAUGGGUUAUUGACAGAAUUGAACCAGGUUAAGAAACAGAUUCGAAAUUUUGAAGAAACUCGGGGACAGAUCACGACGAACGUCGAGGAAGCUGUAACUAAGCGGCUGGAUGCACAGAAGAACCGAAACCACUAUACGAAGAAGUUAGAGGACGAACAACGGACGGUUAGAGAUUUGGAAGCAGUUGCUGACACACUCCAACAGGAGUUCACGGACUGGACAGCGCGUGCCCGAGAGUACUGCGACCCCGUUGAAAACCCUCGCAAAGUGGCUGUGGUGCAGCGUCAACUUGAGUCUGUGCAAACCGCUUUGAAGGAGCGCGAACGCAGGCAAGGGGCGAGUGUCGAGGAAAUGUCAAUCGAAGUGAAUAAAGCCAAGGCGGACCUUGAUAACGCAGAACAUGACCUCCGUACCUGUGCCGCUCUCAACAACACUAUCAAGAAAUCACUUGUCUUAAGGUUGGACAAGUGGCAUGAGUUCCGCCGACACAUUGCUCUGCGGUGCAAGCUCGUGUUCCAGUACCAUUUAUCCAACCGGGGUUACUACGGCAAGGUCUUGUUCGACCAUGUGAACCAGACGUUGCAGCUCAAGGUCCAAACCGAUGACCAAGCUGCAACUCAAGGGCGGGACAAGGAUCCUCGGUCCCUUAGCGGUGGCGAAAAGUCAUUCUCCACCAUUUGUUUGCUGUUGUCUCUAUGGGACUCCAUCGGUUGCCCGCUUCGUUGUCUUGAUGAGUUCGACGUAUUCAUGGACGCGGUCAACCGCCGCAUCAGUAUGCGUAUGAUGAUCGACACCGCGAAUGCUUCGGAUAAGAAGCAGUAUAUUCUCAUUACACCACAAGAAAUGGGAUCCGUGGUUGUCGGUCCUACUGUGCGCGUGCACAGAAUGAGCGACCCUGAGCGUGGACAGGGAGUUCUAGCAUUUGGAAACGCCUCCGCGUAAACGCAGCGGAAUGUCCUCAACUUUGUGUUUAUUCGUAUGAUAUUCAACCCUACUAGGUACAUUAUUGGUCAAGUACGUGAAGGUACCAGUUUUAGCUGCAUCUUAUCGUCGUUACAUCUUAAAGCUCAAGCAUAUACAUAGCCCUGCGGGCACGCAAUU